AUGGAUCCCUUUGCCUCAUAUCUACGCCGCUCUGCGGAGGGGACCAAAAGACCUCGCAGCUCAGAUAGAUCUGCCUUGGGAUCUCUUCCGCAGGGUUGGGUGAAUACUCAAUCCAACCAAGACAGUCCCCAGCAUGAUUCGCCUCUCCAUGCGUCGGCUGAAGCAUUGCUGCUUCUCAAUAACCCCCAUUUUCAUCACGAGAAAUCUGCUGAGCCAUAUUUAUUCUCAGAGGAGAAAGAAAACGCGAACAAUCAAUUUGGCGGGAUACCCAUAACAGCACCAGUGCCCCUCUCCUAUGCUGUCAGAGGGAAAGCAGCGUUGAGAUCUAUAUUAUCGAUAGGAGAAGAUGACGAUGAGGACGGCAUUAACGGGGAUUCAGUCCCGCAAAUGUUAAACGAUUCGGUCCCAAGCUCUUUCCCGCACAUCGAGAUCACAGCCCCGACUCCAAGUCCAAUUCUUCCUAUUGUACCUCUUUUUAAUAUUCCUGAAGACACAGCUCUUAUAAGGAACCAACCAUGGCCAGAAGUGAUAGGAGGACCGGCUACGCGACCUUUCGUCCGCUCCAUCUCUCCAUCAACACUAAUGGCUUUGUCUGAACCCUGUUUAUUGGCGUGGUGUUUUGACCCGAACCUCGAUUUCAGCGCCAAUCCGGCAGAAAAUUCCGUCGGUGUGCAGCAGGUUUACAAUUAUCCGAUUGCUGAAGCGGUGUAUGAGGUACCUAUAAGCACGGAUUGCAUGAUUCCUGCGACACCAAGAAAUGUUUGGGGGUAUUAA
Psilocybe cubensis is the source of this 774-nucleotide messenger RNA. RefSeq lists its product as uncharacterized. The record is from RefSeq and is a predicted model, not a curated record. Bases 1 to 774 code for a protein of 257 amino acids. The transcript has 2 exons. Lineage: Eukaryota; Fungi; Basidiomycota; Agaricomycetes; Agaricales; Agrocybaceae.